Mytilus californianus (California mussel) is the source of this 1728-nucleotide messenger RNA. RefSeq names its product keratin, type I cytoskeletal 9-like. The record is from RefSeq and is a predicted model, not a curated record. The coding region runs from base 1 to 1596 and encodes 531 amino acids. NCBI's taxonomy places the organism in Eukaryota, Metazoa, Mollusca, Bivalvia, Mytilida, Mytilidae. The transcript has 7 exons.
AUGGAUACUACAACUCAAGGGACUACUUUAGUGCCUACAACUUCAACUGAUAUGCAUGAAAACCAUAGUGAACCCAUUCGACAAGCGAACAGCACAUCCGGGGGAUCGUCAGGUGGAAGUUCUGGUGGAGUGACUCAGACUGGUGGAAGUUCUGGUGGAGUGACACCAAGCAGUGGAAGUUCCGGUGGAGUUACUCAGAGCGGUGGAAGUUCUGGUGGUACACAAGGAGGCUCCGGUGGUAGCUCCAGUGGAUCACUAUCACAGAAUAUGCAACCUCCUCAGUUUUUGUUAAAUCCAUCACAGUUUCUAGGAGGCGGGAGCCAGCAAAGUCCUAGUGGAGGCGGGUCUAGCAGCAGUGGUAGUGGUUCUGGUGGUAGUUCCGGCGGAAGUAGUAGCAGUUCUGGUGGUGGCAGCAGCAGUGGUAGUGCACAAAUGCCAAAUUUUGAUCCCAACAAAGUCAACCAAAUACAAGCCAGUUUUCUAGACCCAUCAAAACUACAGCUAGGAUCAGGCGGAGGAGGAGGCAGUGGUUUUAACCCUGACCAGUUCAACAGCAUGUCCUUUAGCUUCUUCAAUCCUAGUGCAAUGACAGCAGGAAGACGUAGACGACAGGCAAGUCAAGGUAGUUCCGGCGGAAGUAGUGGUGGAAGUUCUAGUAGCAGUGGUAGUCAGCCACCAAACUUUGACCCUAAUAAAGUAAACCAGGUACAAUCCAGUAUGUUAGAUCCUUCCAAGUCACAGCUUGGUUCCGGUGGAGGCGGCGGAGCUAUGUUUAACCCGGACCAGUUCAACACCAUGAAGUUUAAUUUCUUUAAUCCACAAGCACAGACUAGCGGUGGUGGUGGUGGCGGCAGUGGCAGCAGUAGCGGAGGAAGUCAGCCACCAAAGUUCGACGCAAAUAAAGUUAACCAAUUACAAACCAACAUGUUGGACCCAUCUUCAUCAAAAUUGGGACAAAGUGGGGGAAGCGCCGGUGGAUUUGAUCCAGAUCAAUUCAAUUCCAAGACAUUCAACUUCUUUAAUCCACAAAACCAACUAGGAAAGAGGGGUAGAAGACAAACAAGUCAGGGAAGUUCCGGUGGCAGCAGCGGUGGAAGUUCUGGUGGCAGCAGCGGUGGAAGUUCUGGUGGCAGCAGCGGUGGAAGUUCUGGUGGCAGCAGCGGUGGAAGUUCCGGUGGCAGCAGCGGUGGAAGUUCUAGUAGCAGUGGAAGUCAGCCACCAAACUUUGAUCCUAAUAAGGUUAAUCAAGUACAAUCCAGUAUGCUAGAUCCUUCCAAGUCACAGCUUGGUUCAGGUGGAGGCGGCGGAGCUAUGUUUAACCCGGACCAGUUCAACACUAUGAAGUUCAAUUUCUUUAAUCCACAAGCACAGACUAGUGGCGGUGGAAGCGGUGGUGGUGGCAGCAGUAGUGGAAGUCAGCCUCCAAAGUUCGACGCAAAUAAGGUUAACCAAUUACAAGCCAACAUGUUAGAUCCAUCCUCAUCAAAAUUGGGACAAAGUGGAGGAAGCGGUGGUGGAUUUGAUCCAGAUCAAUUCAACUCCAAAACAUUUAACUUUUUUAAUCCACAAAACCAACUAGGGAAGAGAGGAUUAUAAUAUUUACAAGUAUGCAGUUUGCUAUGCUAAAGAAACCAACAAAGUGCUAUCAAUUGAUAUUAAACAUAAUUUGGGAAACAUGAAAUGUAUUUUGUACAGAAAUUUGUUUUUAAUAAACACAAAUCCAAAUAA